Saprolegnia parasitica CBS 223.65 is the source of this 1777-nucleotide messenger RNA. RefSeq lists its product as hypothetical. The coding region runs from base 19 to 1692 and encodes 557 amino acids. NCBI's taxonomy places the organism in Eukaryota, Oomycota, Saprolegniomycetes, Saprolegniales, Saprolegniaceae. The record is from RefSeq and is a predicted model, not a curated record. Gene Ontology annotation, cellular component: endoplasmic reticulum membrane. The transcript has 3 exons. Gene Ontology annotation, biological process: protein secretion. Gene Ontology annotation, molecular function: guanyl-nucleotide exchange factor activity; protein binding; GTPase activator activity.
AUUCCGCGGAGCAGCAGCAUGCAGGUCUCGUACCCGAUCCUGGGCCUCGGCCAAGCCAAGCAGCUCGUGGCCAUCUGCGGCGGCGGUGGCUCGGCGCGCACAGGCGUCAAGAACACGGUCGACGUCUACGCUGCGCCGACCGCAACGACCGGCUACACGCUCCUCGGCAGCGCCGACACGGGCACCGAGCUUGCGUCCGGCCUCGCCAUCUCGCCAGACUCGAGCCUCCUCGCCGUGAGCAUCAACGCGUCGUGCUGGCUAUACGCGGUCGCGUACGAAGAGACCAAGGCGGCCUUUGCGCUCACACUCCUCGUCAAGUUCCGCACCGACUUUGCCGGCGCCGAGAGCGGCCAGUCCAGCGUCUGCUUCGUCGGCAACCACACUCUGCUCACGGGCGGCGAAGACAGCGUCAUUCGUAGCUGGUCCAUCGCGACCAACGUCACAACCAAAGGCUGGGCGACAGCACCUGCGCUGGACGGCGCGCCCGACAUGACGCCUGUCCUCGGCGACUCUGCGAUCGGUGACACGUCGUACGUGCAGCUUGUCGGCGAGUUUAAAGCCCACACGAAGCGCAUCAAGCAGAUCCACGUCGACGCGUUUAGCCGACAGCUCGUCGUCUCGAGCGACGAAGCCGCGUCCUGUCACCUCUGGUGGCUCCACGAAGGCGCGGCCAUCACAUGCUCGCUCUCCCAGGCCGACGCCCUCGCCGCGUGCUUUGCAGCCUACCCCAAGUCGGUCCCGCUGCCGCCAAAGGGCGCCAAACAAGCGCCGACGGUCUUCAAGCACCAAUUCCGCUGCGUCCGCUUCGCGCCCAGCGGGCAAUUCCUCAUGACCGUGCUGAGCCCGCCCCGCGGCGACGCCUUCCUCAUCAAAUGGGUACCCGUGACCACGUCGCAGGUUGACGCGGCGUCGUGGCAGUGGCAGAUCGCCGCGAUCGCGGUCGCCGGGAACGAGCCCGUGGGCAGCUGCUGCAUCAGCGUCGAUGGCCAGCUCGUCGCAACAGCCACCGCGUCAGGCGACGUCCAAACGUUCGCGACCGCCACUUUGGAGAAGGUGCGCCGCGAGCAACUCCCUGAAGAGCAUACGUUUGCUGUCACGGGCAUGGCCUUUGUGCCCCAAGACGACGGCUACCGGCUCUGCACCGCGGGCGCCGACAAGCGACUCUUGGUGCACGCCGUCUCGUCCGAGCCAGUGGCCAAGGGUUUCUCGCUGCGGUCUUUCCUCGGUCGUCUCCUGCGCUUCGUAAUUGCGCUCGGCUUUGGCGCGCUUGUUGGCGCGCUCGUCGGCAGCAUCGCGCUUGUCUACUCGCACGCCACGUACCCCGACGACGUGCUGGUGGCCCACCCGUUCACAGGCGUCCUCGACAUGCUCGCGUACGAAUUCCAGACGUCGGACGCUUCGGCGACGCUUAUCGCCCUCGGUGUCGCGCUCCUUUCAGCGCUGGGCGGCGUCUGGUUCUGCCUCCGCACGUCGCUCGUGCACGGCUUGUUCCUCCACGGCCUCGGGCUCUGCGGCCUCUCGCUCACGUCUCUCUACGUGGCCAUCGUCCCCGAGAUGGCGGUGCGCUGGUCCAUGGCGCCGCUCGCGGUCUCGUCCGAGCUUCUGGAGUACAAGCUCGCGAUUGUGAGUGGCAUGGCAUGCGUCGCGCUCCUCAUUUUGCACGCGCUUCUCGUCUUGGUCGUGCGUCCGUAAAGCAACUAGACUAGAAGCGUCCCUAGAGCUGCCAAUUUUGACACCACUUGAAUAUUGUCCAUCACGUCCCUCUGUGUGUACCUCU